This is a messenger RNA of Cyclopterus lumpus (lumpfish), 1488 nucleotides long. It is a transcript of the gene glrbb, whose product is annotated as glycine receptor, beta b. The transcript has 9 exons. Gene Ontology annotation, cellular component: postsynaptic membrane; synapse; neuron projection. Gene Ontology annotation, biological process: nervous system process; chloride transmembrane transport; regulation of membrane potential. Bases 1 to 1488 code for a protein of 495 amino acids. NCBI's taxonomy places the organism in Eukaryota, Metazoa, Chordata, Actinopteri, Perciformes, Cyclopteridae. Gene Ontology annotation, molecular function: neurotransmitter receptor activity; extracellularly glycine-gated chloride channel activity; transmembrane signaling receptor activity. The record is from RefSeq and is a predicted model, not a curated record.
AUGGGCAUUAAAGAGCUCGCCGUCUUUCUCCUGGUCCUCUCUCUUUGUCUGGAGGGAGGAUCGGCCAAAGAAAAAGGAACAAAGAAGGGGAAGAAAAAAGGGAAGCAGGUUUACUGUCCAUCACAGCUGUCAUCCGAGGAUCUGGCCCGAGUCCCGGAGAAUUCAACCAGUAACAUCUUGAACAGGUUACUGCUCACCUAUGAUCCCAGAAUAAGGCCCAACUUCAAAGGAAUUCCCGUGGAAGACAGAGUGAACAUUUUCAUCAACAGCUUUGGCUCCAUUCAAGAAACGACGAUGGAUUACCGAGUCAACAUCUUCCUGCGGCAGCAAUGGAACGACCCCCGGCUGAAGCUGCCGCAGGACUUCAAGUCCGAUUCGCUCACCGUGGAUCCGGGGAUGUUCAAAUGUCUCUGGAAGCCGGACCUGUUCUUCGCCAACGAGAAGAGCGCCAACUUUCACGACGUCACCCAGGAGAACAUUCUCCUCUUCAUUUUCCGGAACGGAGACGUCCUCAUCAGCAUGAGGUUGUCCGUCACCCUUUCCUGUCCCCUGGACCUCACGUUGUUCCCUAUGGACACACAGAGGUGUAAGAUGCAACUUGAAAGCUUCGGCUACACCACAGACGACCUGCAGUUCAUGUGGCAGACGGGAGACCCGGUGCAAAUGGACAACAUCGCUCUGCCUCAGUUUGAUAUCAGACAAGAAGAUAUCGAUUAUGGGAACUGCACCAAAUUCUAUUCGGGAACAGGGCACUACACUUGCGUGGAGGUUAUCUUCACCCUAAGGCGACAGGCUGGCUUCUACAUGAUGGGUGUUUACGCCCCCACGCUGCUCAUCGUGGUCCUCUCCUGGCUCUCCUUCUGGAUCAACCCUGACGCGAGUGCUGCCAGGGUGCCUUUGGGCAUCCUCUCGGUGCUCUCCCUGUCCUCCGAGUGCACCUCGCUGGCUUCGGAGCUGCCCAAAGUGUCCUACGUCAAGGCCAUCGACAUCUGGCUCAUCGGUUGCCUGCUGUUUGGUUUCGCCUCGCUGGUGGAGUACGCCGUGGUCCAGGUGAUGCUCAACAGCCCGAAGCGCAUCGAGGCCGAGAAGGCCAAGAUAGCGGCCAAGGAGAAGGCUGCGGGGAAAAGCCCCGCGGCCAAGAACAACGCGGUCAACGGGACGGGAGGGACACCGCUGCAUGUCAGCACCUUGCAAGUGGCCGAGACUCGCUGUAAGAAGGUGUGCACCUCCAAGUCCGACCUGCGGACCAACGACUUCAGCAUCGUGGGCUCGCUCCCGCGGGACUUUGAGCUGUCGAACUUUGACUGCUACGGGAAGCCCAUCAACAACGCCGGCGCUCACGGCAAAUCCCAGGCCAAGAACAAGAGGCCCCCUCCCCCGAAGCCGGUCAUCCCCUCCGCCGCCAAGAGGGUGGACCUGUACGCCCGAGCCCUCUUCCCUUUCUCCUUCCUCUUCUUCAAUGUGGUUUAUUGGACCGUUUACUUGUGA